GGAUUUCAGACCAUUGACUACAUGACCGGAAUUGGCUCUCAUUAUUCUGGUAAACCAAUGUUUGAAAAAGAUGUCAUAGCUGAUGGAGAAGGCGGGGUAGUUUCAGAUGUGUUGAUGCCACUGGAGAUGGGAAUGCAAUCCCCUAGUGAAUUCUGUUUUCAGGAAACACUACCAGCUGAAUUGACAUCCUUAUUUGAGCAAAAAGAACUGGGACCACUAUGUGAACUUCCUACUGAUGAAGACUGGUUUGGGUUUCUCCCAGAGGAGAAUACACCAGAGAAGGCAUUGGAGUAUGAGAGAUUUGAACCUGAAAGCAGUGGAGCAGCUGCUGAGAGGAGGCAGAAGCUAACUGCCGAACAGGCGCAAUGGAGGUGGCUGUAGUAAUUCUCUAGGCCAAUGUAUG
Messenger RNA from Hibiscus syriacus, 403 nucleotides. RefSeq lists its product as uncharacterized. Lineage: Eukaryota; Viridiplantae; Streptophyta; Magnoliopsida; Malvales; Malvaceae. The record is from RefSeq and is a predicted model, not a curated record. The coding region runs from base 22 to 381 and encodes 119 amino acids. The transcript has 2 exons.